AUGAUUGACCAAGCACCCUUGGAAUUGCAAGGACAAGUUAAGGCUGUUCUUAAAGCUAUGAGGUCUUUUGAUUUUGUGUUAUGUUUGCUUCCAAUGCACAAAGUAAUGAAAAUCAUUGAAGUUCUUUGUCAAACAUUGCAGCGGAAAUCACUUGAUGUUGUACAUGCUAUGAACUUUGUUGCACUUACAAAAUCAAUUCUUCAGGAGAUGAGAGAAAAAGGUUGGGAUGAUUUGGUAAGAGAUGUAGAAUCUUUUUAUGAAAAGCAUGAUAUUGAUAUGCCUGAUAUGAAUACUUGGUAUAAGGAUGGUACAUGUCGUCAUUGCCAACAAAGAGAUUUCAUUACAGUUGAGCAUCAUUACCAUAUGGAUGUAUUCAAUGCUUUAGUUGAUUUUCAGUUGAGUGAGUUGAAUAGAAGAUUCUCAGACCAUGCAUCAGAACUCCUUAUACUUAGUUCAACCUUGGAUCUUCGUGAUAACUUCAAGAAUUUUAAAACUGAAGGUGUUUGCAAUCUUGCAAAGAAGUUUUAUCCUGAAGAUUUUGAUGAUGGUGAAAUGUUUGCUUUAGAAUUAGAGUGUGCAUAUUUAUAA
Messenger RNA from Rosa chinensis, 588 nucleotides. RefSeq lists its product as uncharacterized. The transcript has a single exon. Lineage: Eukaryota; Viridiplantae; Streptophyta; Magnoliopsida; Rosales; Rosaceae. The coding region runs from base 1 to 588 and encodes 195 amino acids. The record is from RefSeq and is a predicted model, not a curated record.